AAUGCCUCGUCGAAAAUAACAAAUGUUUUUGUUUCCUAUGUUAUCUAUGUGUUGUUUUUUUGUGCUUGUUAUAUAAAUAAACUACGUUUAAAGAACUUUGUUGUUAUUUUUUCUUAGCGGAGUUUACCGGAAGUUACGUGCGGAUCGCGACAGCCGCUUGUUUAUGUUGUUACUGCUGAAACCGUCUAUAAAAAACAUUACGUUACCUUAAUAAAUUCAGUGUUAUGAUUUCAGCAUAACUUAGGAAGAUGUGCAUAGUGCAGAACAUAUUUUCAUAUAUAUUUCUGUCAGUGUGAUCUCAAAGUAGUGGGUUUGCUGUUAUUGUAAUGUGCAGGCAGGAGGUCCCCCCCCCCUUCAUCAAUGGUUAUGAUGCACCAGUGUUGAGCUUAUGGCCAAGCAUCCUGAUUUCAUCAAUUAUAAAGGAGGAUCUUGAUUACGGACAUCUUAAAUUCAUCAGGCCUGAUGUCUCAGGAAGCUUUUGUUGGAGUUCCAGGUUCAGAUUCCAGCAGAAAGGAGCCUAGUCCUACCAAAAUGUGUCCAGAAACCUUGUUACUGAGCCCAGCGGAGGAGUCAGUAGGGCGGUUUUGCCGUAGACUGAUAUAUAGAAAGAAAUGUAUUAAUGUGUCAGAUGAAAGCUCUUUAAAUUCUGCUGGUAAACUCCCAAUCUCUCAGCCAUCCAACAGCAGUGAGACAAAUCAAGAGAAAUACAGCUGUGAACUUUGUGGCGUAGAGUAUUGCCGCAAACAAAACUUGGUGUCUCACAUGCGAAUACACACAGGCGAAACUCCAUACGACUGUAAACUGUGUGGUAAGUUUUUCCGCCGUUCAGACCACCUAAAGGUGCACAUUAAAUUCCACAUGGGUGAGAAGCAAAAGAAGAACAAACCCUAUGUUUGUGAACAGUGCGGAAAGAAGUUUGGAACAUCCACUGUAUUCCAAAGUCACAUGUGGAAACACAGCGGUGAAAGGCCGUAUGCCUGCUCGCUCUGUGAUAAAGCAUUUUUCAGUGAGGGCUUACUUAAAAGUCACAAAAAUGAUUGUCACUCAGAAGAAAGGGCUUUUAUUUGCUCUUUGUGUGGACACAGCUUCAAACGCGUGGAUACGCUUCGGAAACACACAAGAAUUCACACUGGAGAGAAACCUUAUUCAUGUUCACAGUGUGGAAAAACGUUUACUUAUAAAUACUCACUGAUUUUGCACAAUAAACAUCACUCGUGCAAAGUGUGAUGCACGAUUAUGCACUUGGAAUACAAUGUAUUUUCAUUUUAUGAA
Misgurnus anguillicaudatus (oriental weatherfish) is the source of this 1272-nucleotide messenger RNA. The record is from RefSeq and is a predicted model, not a curated record. Lineage: Eukaryota; Metazoa; Chordata; Actinopteri; Cypriniformes; Cobitidae.